Messenger RNA from Contarinia nasturtii (swede midge), 668 nucleotides. RefSeq lists its product as uncharacterized. The record is from RefSeq and is a predicted model, not a curated record. The transcript is spliced from 4 exons. The coding region runs from base 95 to 541 and encodes 148 amino acids. NCBI's taxonomy places the organism in Eukaryota, Metazoa, Arthropoda, Insecta, Diptera, Cecidomyiidae.
UUGACACAUUCACUUAAACCGCAAAUAAAAAAAAAACAAUUUUUUAUCGUUUUCAAUUUUCCAAUACGUACUCUAUUUUCGAGCAAAAACAACGAUGAAAUUUCCGACUGUACCUCACUGCUGUUGUUGCGUUGAUUUAAGAAUUGGUGGAUUAAUAAUCGGUUGGUUGAAUAUAAUUAGUGCUUGUAUAUGCCUAAUUGGUGGCAUAGUAAAAGGACAAGGAGGAUAUGCAGCUGUAUUUGUCAUUCCGUUGAUUAUCUACACAUGCUGGCUUUAUGGAAUUUAUAAGAAUAAAGCUGGCUUUUUGCUUAUAUCCGUGAUUACAACUGGAAUUGGGCUCAUUUUGUCCGUUUUUGGAAUUAUCUUUUUAAUGGUUGUCUUAGCUAGCCCUCGGCCAGAGAUAAAAACAGGCGAUCUCGUACCUUUUAUUAUUGCUUAUUGCAUUAUCACAGCUCUUCAUACGUACUUUUGGGUCGUAAUGUAUUCCAUCUAUAAGAGAAUCAAAGAGGACGCUCAAAAUUGCAAUACACAGCCAGUUUGAACAUAAUAUAUCUAAUAUUUGCAAUAUUACAGUGUAUUUGAAUCAAUUUCGUACAAAUGUAUAAAAUUAUAAUCAAAUCUUGUGAAAGUUUCAUUAAAGUGUGAAUUGAAUGGAUUAGAAUUGUAGC